Medioppia subpectinata is the source of this 1421-nucleotide messenger RNA. Lineage: Eukaryota; Metazoa; Arthropoda; Arachnida; Sarcoptiformes; Oppiidae. The record is from the annotation of a GenBank genome assembly.
GAAACCCAGUGCACGCUAUGGGCAAGCAAUGGCAUCCGCAGUGUUUUCAAUGCGACAAAUGUGCGGUUCCUCUCAGUCCUGACAAUUAUUUUGAGAAGAAUGGCAAACCCUAUUGCGAAGCCGAUUACCAUAAGCUAUUUUCGCCCAAAUGCGAGGGCUGUCACCUCCCUAUCAAAGAUGGUAAUUUUGUCAACGCUUUGGGCCAUAACUGGCACCCGAAGUGCUUCAACUGCGCUCAAUGUGGCAAAAAUUUGGGCCCAAAUAAUUUCUAUGAGAAGAAUGGCAAACCUUAUUGUAAGGAUGAUUACCAUAAGUUGUUUUCUCCGAAAUGUGCUGGGUGCUAUGAACCCAUCACUGAUAAUAAUUACAUAAAAGCGAUGGGUAAGGACUGGCACCCGGAUUGCUUCAAAUGCAAUACAUGUGAAGUGCCUUUGAGUCCGAAUAACUUCUACGAGAAGGCGGGAAAGCCUUAUUGUGAACGAGAUUAUCACAAACUAUUCUCCCCUCCCUGUGCUGGUUGUGAUCAACCAAUUAAAGAUCUGAAAACAAUGGUUAAGGCGUUGGGUAAGAAUUGGCACCCGGAGUGCUUCCAGUGCCACAAAUGCCAUAAAAAAUUAUCGCCAACUGAUUUCAUGGAGAAAAGUGGUAAACCCUAUUGUAAGGAAGAUUAUCACAAACUAUUUUCGCCCAAAUGUUCGGAAUGUAAUCUUCCGAUUGAAGGAACCCCAUUGGUAGCGAUGGGCCGUCAGUGGCACCCGAACUGCUUCAAGUGCUGUCAAUGCGCGACACCUUUGAGUCCCAAUAAUUUCAAAGAAAAGGAUGGAAAGCCUUAUUGUAAUAAACACUUUCAAGAGAUGUUUUUGCCUAAAUGUUACGGAUGUAAACUACCCAUCGCUGAUAAAGUACUGAAAGCGUUGGGAAAGACAUGGCAUCCCGAGUGUUUCGCUUGCGUUCAGUGCCACAAACCGUUGGGAACCGAUGGAUACCGUGAAAAGGAUGGUCUGCCGUAUUGUGACUUUGACUAUCACGCGCUCUUCUCGCCCAAGUGUGCCGCAUGUCAUGCGCCCAUUCGGGAGAAAUGUUUGACUGCGAUGGGCAGAACGUGGCACCCUGAACAUUUCCUAUGCCAACACUGUAAUAAACAGUUGAGUGACGAUCCGGAGGGUUAUCACGAACACAACGACAAGUCUUAUUGCAGGCCCUGUUAUGUAGAGCUCUUCGCUCCGUAUUGUCGCGCCUGUAAUAAACCGAUUGUCGACAAGAUCUGUGUGACAGCAUUGGACGCCAAAUGGCAUCCCGACUGCUUUGUCUGCAGAGACUGUCACUGUCCGCUCAAAACUGGCAAUUACUUUGAGUUUGAAGGCGAGCCGUAUUGUGAGGACCACUUCAGGUGUAAGAUGUGUCCCGAUUGCGUCAAACUA